AUGUCAGAAAAGAGAAAGACUCUCGAUGAUUUUUUUAAAAAACCAUCCAAAGUUUAUGCGAUGUCUAAUAAUUUGGUAGUUACAUCAUCAUCAUCUACUAGUUCUACACAAACAUCCAUGUCAGAAAUAAUUAGUUUAGCACCGUCUUGUUCUGUACCUAAUACUCCAAAUGUUUUUGAUCAAGUCAAUCAAAUGUGUUCAUCUAAAUCAGAAUCUGAAAAAAGUAUACUUGAUACACAUCGUGAUCCUGCAAAUCAUGCAUUAAAGUCUGUAUAUAGCUUAUUACUUAGUGAUUUUGGACCAUAUCAACCCAACGAUUGUGAUUUUCCAAAAACUAACGGUAGACAAUUUAGGAAACAGUGGUAUAAUACUCAUAGUUGGUUAGAAUAUAGUCCAACUAGCAAUUCGGCUUAUUGCUUUUACUGUAGAGUAUUCCCGUCUUUGAAUAACGAAGUUGCUUUUGUUUCAAAUGGUUUCAAAGCUUGGCAUAAAGCAACAAAAUCAUUUAUUUCUCACGAAAAAAGUAUAAAUCAUAUGGAGGCUGUCGCCAAAGUUGUUGGGUUCAAAACAAGCCGUUCUGUUGGUGAUGUAGCCUCCAAAAUCAACAGCCAUCAUAAAACCACUGUUACAAAAAAUAGGAACUAUCUGAAAUGUAUAAUAGAUACACUUUUAUACUGUGCACGGCAAGGAAUAUCCAUUCGUGGUCACGACGAAUCAGAUGAAUCUAAAAACAAAGGAAAUUUUCAUGAACUUCUUCAUCUUCGAGCCAAAGAUAACAAAUUACUUGAAGAUUCUAUUGCUGGUAACCAAAUAGGUUAUCGAUAUGUAAGUGGUACUCAUUCUAAUGAACUUUUAUCUAUUAUGGCAAAACAAGUUCAAAGAAAUAUUGUAAAUGACAUCAAAAAAGCUAAAUUAUUCAGCAUUUUAUUUGAUGAGACUCAAGACUUAUCUAGACAUGAGCAAGUAUCGUUUAUUGUGCGGUAUGUAGAUGAUAUGUUUCAACCACAUGAAGUUUUCUUAGGUUUCUACAAAACCAAUAAAACUGACAGUGAAACGCUCACCAAUUUAAUUAAAGAAGUACUUUCAAAAAAUGAUUUGAAAAUAGAAAACAUUCGUGGCCAGUGCUAUGAUGGUGCUGCUGCUAUGAGAGGAUCAUAUACGGGAGUCCAGGCUAGGAUACGACAAGAAAAUCAAACUGCCUUAUAUGUACAUUGUUAUGCACAUAUUUUGAACUUAUGUUUAGUUGACUUGACUAAACAAGUUUCGUUUGUCAGAAAUAUGUUUGGCGCUAUGCAAAGCUUACAUAAUUUUAUCCGUGCAUCUUCAAAACGACAUGCUGUGUUUGAAUCAACAUUGCUGGAAUUCUCGAAAAAAAGUGGUCCGUCAACAUUGAAGAGUUUAAGUGAUACCAGGUGGAGUUGUAGAGCUAAAGCAUUAAAUUCAAUUUUAUUAAAUUAUGAAGUGAUAAUCAAAACACUCGAAGAAAUAUCCGAAACUGAUAUUUCAUGUGGUCCUGAAGGUACUUCAUUAUUAAAAAAUAUUUGUGACUUUGAAUUUGUGUUUUGUUUGGUAUUUUUGAAAGAUGUUAUGACUCAUACAAAUAUAUUAUCUAAAUAUCUACAGUCUAUAAACAUGAAUUAUGCUGCUGUUAUUAGUAUGUCAACUCAAAUUAUAAAUAUUUUUAAAGAAAUGCGAUCAGAUAAAAAGUUUGAUGAAAUGUGGGAUAAAGUAAUUGAANGAAAUUUAUAUUCUGAAUCAAUACCUUUAAAUGGAUUUUUACAAAACUCAGAAAUAGUUUCUAAUGAUUUUAGAAUUUUAGAAUCUGUACAACUAACUAAUACUUUUGUUUCAAUCUGCAUAGCAAUAGUUUUAGUUAUAAGCUCUGUAAUGUCAACUUGCAGUUCAAUAGCUUGUUUUCUAGAAAGAUUGAGUUUUCCGUAG
Messenger RNA from Myzus persicae (green peach aphid), 1941 nucleotides. Its product is annotated as zinc finger MYM-type protein 1-like. Bases 1 to 1941 code for a protein of 646 amino acids. The record is from RefSeq and is a predicted model, not a curated record. The transcript is spliced from 5 exons. Lineage: Eukaryota; Metazoa; Arthropoda; Insecta; Hemiptera; Aphididae.